Messenger RNA from Manduca sexta (tobacco hornworm), 1528 nucleotides. Its product is annotated as ribosome biogenesis protein NOP53. Bases 109 to 1500 code for a protein of 463 amino acids. Gene Ontology annotation, biological process: rRNA processing; ribosomal large subunit assembly. The transcript is spliced from 8 exons. Gene Ontology annotation, cellular component: nucleolus. NCBI's taxonomy places the organism in Eukaryota, Metazoa, Arthropoda, Insecta, Lepidoptera, Sphingidae. The record is from RefSeq and is a predicted model, not a curated record. Gene Ontology annotation, molecular function: 5S rRNA binding.
CUGUCAAAUAAAUUAUUUUUAAUAUAUGUGUGAAACGAAAUGCCUUUUCAUACGCGUGUUUACGAGUAACACAUGUAAUAGUAAUUUUAUUAUUUUUAAUAAAUAAAUAUGGCCGUAAAGAAAAAGAAGCAUGUGUCGAAGAAAAACAAAAAGGACUGGCGAAAGCACUGUGAUAUUACUGAUGUCGAGGAGUUCUUGGAAGAACAGCGGUUGGACGAAAGAUUAGGUAAAUUUGAGACCAAACCAGACAGUGAGUUGUUUGUGGUGGACACUGGUGGUGAUUUAAAGGAUGAAGAGAAACCACUCUCAGCAAAGCAAAAGAAAAGAGCCAAACUUACAGAAGUACCCAAGUGCUUUGAAAUAUUGUUACCGUCUUCUAAGGUACCAGAUCCAAACAAAAAAAGAAAUCAUGUGAACCCAGUGGGUUCUAAACCCACAGCACUUAGCAAAUUAACAGAAAAGCGUAGAUUAGAGAAAGGAGUUUAUCAGAAGAAGAUAGAAGAUGCCAGGAAGAACAGAAGAUUGGCUGUGCAGAAAAAGAGGAAAGCCAAGCAAAUCAGACAGACAUUUGAUUUGGACCUUUGGGGUAAAGAUAUGCCAAAAUCAAAGACCAUCCCAUCAGUUCUAGAAGAAGAGUUUGUCUCCUCUGAAGCUAAGUUGCACAAUGUGCUGCCGGACCAGCGGCUUCGGGCCAAGCCGCCGCUGCCGAAAACUGUGGUUACCAGGGCGGCUGUGGAGACUCCUCACCCUGGAGUCAGUUAUAACCCUACCUUCCAGGAACAUCAAGAGCUGCUCCAGAAUGUGGUGCAGCACGAGCAGAAGAUGAUGAAGCGCGAGGCGCACCUUAACCGCGUCACCACCAAGAUGUUCAAGAGGGUCACUGCACAGGAGAAGGAGAACCAAUGGAAAGAAGAAAUGAGCGAGGGUCUCCCCAAACCCCACAACCCGGCAGACGAACCUGCCUCUGACACGGACAACGAGUACAAGGCCAUCAACCCGCCCGUCAAGAACAAGAAGAAAGAUCACAAGGCGCGUAGGAAACAGCGCGAGAGAAUAGAAGAGAGGGAGAGACUAAAACGGGAGAAGAUUAAUAAGAAGAAGAUUACUGAUAUUUACAGGCUUCGUAAACUAGAAACAUCAAUAACGAAGCGUGAGAAGAAACAGCAAGAACUUCGAGCCAAGCGUGCGAUCAAACACGCAGAGGAGGCCGCCACCGCCGCGCCCGCGCUCAACGCACACAAGGCGCCGCUCAAGGAGCCAGACUUCGUGGAACCCACACAGCUCAGCGGGGACCUGCUGCAUAUAAACCCUAAAACGAACUUACUCCGCGAUCGCUUCGAAUCCCUCCAACGUCGUGGGGCCCUCGCCGCCUCCAAGAUCAUGAUGAAGAAGAAACGCAAGCUCAAGAGCUACUUCAAGCCUGGUCAUAAAGUCACUGACCAGGAAAUAGAGAAAUACAUCAACAAGGCUCAGGCGCAGAAAAUAGGGGUGUCACAUUAGGUUUGGGUAAUAAAGAUGUUUGAAAGAA